Hyposmocoma kahamanoa is the source of this 1432-nucleotide messenger RNA. RefSeq names its product decapping and exoribonuclease protein-like. Lineage: Eukaryota; Metazoa; Arthropoda; Insecta; Lepidoptera; Cosmopterigidae. The record is from RefSeq and is a predicted model, not a curated record. Gene Ontology annotation, cellular component: cytosol; nucleus. Gene Ontology annotation, molecular function: mRNA 5'-diphosphatase activity. Gene Ontology annotation, biological process: nuclear-transcribed mRNA catabolic process; NAD-cap decapping. The transcript has 4 exons. Bases 258 to 1406 code for a protein of 382 amino acids.
UUACGCCUUCUUUUUAAUUUUAUUAAAUAACAUUGUUCCGGGAACGAACGUGAAAUAUAAUUUAUCUAAUAUCGUAUAAUAUAACAAUAGUAAUAAUAUAGGCUCUAAGUUCAUUGGAAGGACGGGAGUUAAUCGAAAAGGAAAUUCACUUUAUUUAUAAAAUAAGCGCAAUACUUAACAUUACAAAUAAACUUUGAAGUUAUACAUGCCUAUUUUAGUUUAAAAAUAAGCAAUAAAGUAGAUAAUUUAAUAUCAAAAUGCAACCAGAACUACAUGUAGAUCCUAUAAUUUACAAUCACCAUUUUCCUCGCUUUGAUAAGCCAAAUGUGAUUGGUUUUAUUGGUUUAGAAAACCUAAAAUUUGCUAAGAAUGUAAGUAAUCGAAAAGUGAGAUUUGACUUAAAUCAACACUUAGAUAAGGCUAAAAAGAAACCUCCAGAUUUGGAUGUUAAAUUAAAUGAUCUUCUAAAGUUUUUGCUUGAAAAUGAGAUACGACUCAAUUUCUGUUUAGAAAAUGACUUAGAAAAAGUCAAAUUCUUUUGUUACCGUGGACUUAUGACGUGUAUUGCUUGCACUCCGUAUGAAAACCAGGAACCAUGGAAAAUAGUAGCUGUUUUACAUAAAGGCAGCAUUUAUCUAUGUGCCAGAGACACAGAAGAUAAAAUCAAAAGAAAAGUAAAUAUGACUGAACAGGAAAAGCGUUUCACAUCUUGGGGGUAUAAAUUUGAACAGUACUUGCUCUCUGACACCCCAGAUGGUGAACCCAAUCCCGAUGUACCAGUAAAUGAAAUGGAAGAAUUUUCCAUAGUAUUUACAACACUCCUAAAUCAGCACUCUAUCGUUUAUGGAGCUGAAAUGGAUGGAAUCCGUUGUGAUAGACACUCUGUACCUACACCUCCUACAACUGAGCAGGGUCCAGAAAUUGUUGUUAAAUAUUUGUCUAAUAAAGAGUUUAUAGAACUAAAAACUAACAGACAUAUUGAGUUUCCACGACAAGAAACAAGUUUUAGAAGGUUCAAAACGAAGAAGUGGUGGUGCCAGUCAUUCCUAGUUGGAAUAGACACUAUACUUUGCGGAUUCCGAAAUGACGAUGGCAUUGUUGAAGAACUGAAAAUAUUUCCAGUGAAAAGCUUGGCUAAAAUGUCACAGAAAUUUUGGAACCCCAAUGUGAUGUUCAAUUUCCUGGAAACAUUUCUGACUUACGUAAAGAGGUGUUUCGCCAGAUUAAUUAAAAAUAAUCAUGGAAUGGCAGCAUUGAAAAACGUGCAAUCUUUACCUCUCAUGGCUUUGCAUUUCGAAUGGACACCACAUAAGCCUAUAAUAGUGACAGAUGACUACAUAUAUGAAGAUGAUCCUAUACUACCUCAAUGGUUUAUUGACGGUUAUGGUAAAAAUAUAGGUAGCUAGAUAUAAUUAAUGUAUAAGAGAUAAAU